AAGCGUUUGGUGUUCGUCAAGUAUUUCGCGGUCGUGAGUUGGUCGCGCGUGCGUGGUGUUUGUUGGUAAUACGACGGACUACGUGGCGUAGCGGAAGGACAUCGUGGGUGUCGCGCGCGUUUUCCUUUUUGAGAAAGUGCUGGGAGUUUUGGAAAUAGCGAAGCCGACGGUGGCGGGGUCGGAGGGUGCAGGGCCCGGUGGCACUUGGAAAGUUUGUCUCGGUGGUUUCCUGGAGCUUCCGCGGCCGGUGGCUGACUCGGGUUGUUGACGUCUGCUGCCCCGGACGUGCACGCGGGGUGUCACUGGUUCAAGAGACCGCGAGCUCCCGGCGUCAUAACCACCCGGUCCAGCAGUGUAGAAUGUUACCGAGCCAGGUCGGGUCGGUACCACCAGGAAACGGGUCAGGAAGAAGCAGCACGGGGCACGCGGUCGGCAGCGGGAUUCGUCCCGUCCUGGUCCGGGCCGGCCAGGUUCUACAGGGGGUCGGCGAAGGUGCCGGGCGCAGAGAGGUGGAGAUGCUGGGGGCCAAUGGUCCCGGCGGUCCGAGAGGCGUGAGGUCCGGCAACGGGACCGCCGUGAAUCCCCUGCAGAGCGCCGUCCAGGGCACCAUGGUGGGCUUGAACACUGGAGUUGUGCUGCCGCACGGAACCAGGUUCGACGCGGACCGAGAGAGCGCGCAUCAGUUCAGCGGCUCCGAGAACGACUCGGACUCGGGGGAUGACGACGACCCGGUGGGUUCACUCGGGGACAGCAGGAGAGGGGUGAAGCGGGAGAGAGGCGAGAUGGAAGCGGUGGUCCUGGGGCCGGACGUCGGCGUGACCCCCGGAGCGUACGGCAUGGUCCCGGGAGGGGUUGCCGGGGCCAAGCCGGGCAAGAAGACUCGCGGCCGCGUCAAGAUCAAGAUGGAAUUUAUUGACAACAAGUUGAGACGCUACACCACGUUCAGCAAGAGGAAGACCGGGAUCAUGAAGAAGGCUUAUGAACUCUCCACCCUGACAGGCACUCAGGUCCUGUUACUCGUGGCUAGUGAAACUGGUCAUGUCUACACAUUUGCGACGCGUAAACUCCAGCCCAUGAUCACCAGUGAGACCGGCAAAGCCCUGAUCCAGACAUGCCUCAACUCACCAGACUCCCCGCCACGCUCGGACCCCUCAACAGACCAGCGCAUGAGCGCCACCGGCUUUGAGGAGACGGACCUCACGUACCAGGUCUCUGAGUCCGAGAGCAUGGGCGACACCAAGGACGCCCUGAAGCCCACCUUCACGGUGGCCGGCAUCCCGGGGAGCACCAGCAGCGCCCAGUCCACCGUGCCCACCACCUCCACCACCAUGCAGGUGAGCAGCGGCGGCUCCUUCCCCAUCACCAACUACAUGGCGCCCGCCUCUGCCACCGCCAACGUCUGCGCCAACGGGACCGUCCUGAAGACCACGAGCGCUCCGACCGGGGUGAUGCAGCUCCCUGGGGGCUUCACGUUCAUGCCCGCAGGCACUGCUCUCCCCCCUGGCACUCCCACCAUUCCUCUCAGCCAGCUGCAGCAGCACUCUCUGGCCCUGCAGGGGCAGCACGCUCAGGCGCUGACCACCGGCCCGCAGCUUCAGCAGGGACAGCCGGCUGUCUUCCGCUUCCCUGCUGCUGUCUCUCUCACAGGAGCAGGUGUGCCGCAGCAGUUGCAGGCCAUUCAGGUGCAUCCCAACAGCCAGUCCAACAGUGACAGCAGCCCGGAGAUGUCACACUCUUCUACCAACUCCACCACCACAGUGAGCCUCCCGGCAACCAUCGUCACCUCAUCCAUGCCAACGUCUGCGUCAGGUCACAUGAUGUACCCCAGCCACCACGCGGUGAUGUACGCCUCCACGCCGGCGCUGUCCGACGGGGGCCUGGCGGUGCUCAACGCCUUCCAGGGCACGCCGGCCAUGCAGGUGUCACACGGCCAGGCACAGGAUUCAGGUGCUGUCCCUCAGGUGUUCCUCACUGCACCCCCGGGCACUGUGCAGAUCCCCGUCACAGCCGUGCAGCUACAUCCAGUACGGCAAGAUCUGCAUUUUACAAAUGGUGAUUGGCCAGCAGCCGAGCGGCAGCAGCAGUAACCUGACGGAGCUUCAGGUGGUCAAUCUGGACGCAGCACAGACCUCGAAGAGCGACUGACCGCAGCUGUCCGACCCCCCACAGACUGACUAUUUAUUGAUGCCUUCCUACAGACGUCGCACAACUGUAACUACACACAAUCAAGGGCAAAUGUGUGUCUCUGACCUUUAUACAGGAUGUUUUACUAUAUAAAUAAAUAUAUAUAUAUAUAUAUUCUCGACUGCAUAGGAUAUUAAUCACCGUCAGUGGAAACAUUUCUAUGCUGUUAGGUGGAGUUUCUUUUCUUUCUUGGUGUGUGUGUUUUUCAUUUUGACCUAUAACAUACACACGCACACACUGUAAAGUGCCGGAGCUUCACACCAGCCAAAGAGACAUGAGCCUGUCUGAAUGUUCCAGUGUGAGCCAGGCAGACGUGUGUUUGCAUAUCAGAGGUCUGCAAAUAGGCAGCCGUUGACGUUCGGAACUGUAUAUAGUUUUAUUUUGGAGCAAGAAAAAGUGUAUUUUUAGGACGAGUAGUUUGUGUUACAGCAUGUUGGUGUUUUUCUACGUAGUGGUUUUUGUAUGUCCAUGGAAAUGAUUUGCAGCUAGAUCGAUGUACAUUAAUUUAAAGCACCGUUACGUGACAAAAUGUUGGAGGGGUUUUCUUUUUGUCGCAGGAGACGUGAUAGAAAGUGUCAACAUGGCCACGUCACAGGUCAAAGCAUCAUGUUGGAAGAUGUAAAGGGAUUUUUCAGAUCAAACAGCAUAUUCUUCUGAAAAGACGAAUGUUCAACACCGUGUUUAGAAAGUUUUUCUUUUCUUUUUUUAAAUAAACAGUCGACUCCCAAUGGUAAACCUUUGGGUUGGCAAACUGACACUCCAUCACCGAAUCAUGUGCCUGAAAUAUUUGGAGGGUUUACAUUAAAUAUGUCGUUCUACUGAAACCAUUUGCCCCGUCAAUACUAAAAAUGAAUAAAUAAUGUACCCAAAAGGUUUUUGUUAUAAUGGUGAACAUGACUUAAGAUGUCUUUGAGAUCAACAACGGUUUAAAAUCAGACAUAAAGGAUUUAAAAGAUUAUAUGGCCUUAAUAAUACCUUGUGGAAGGACGUCAUCGCCGGUCGAACUUCAAAAAAAAAAAAAAAAACUUGCAGUAGUUGGGUGAAGUGACUUUUUUUCAGAGCCCAGAAGAUGGCGCAAUCUUUGACCGCUCAUCCUCCCACGGUCCGGAAGUGUUUCACGGUUAACUGUGUGUUGGAUGUCAAGACCGUCCACUAUUCACGUUAGUUACGCUGAACAUAAUGAAAGAAUGAACCAACCAAAUACGAAACUCAAGAGUCGCCUGUGCGUCCGUUUGUGUGUCCACUAGUUUGAUCAAAAUCUGUACCAUUGUGCCUCAAGAAACCUUCCUCCUCAUGUCACCGGAAGAAAUUUGACAAGAUCAUGUGAAAAUGGAUCAUUUUGAAACAAGUGAAUGGACUGGCAAGAUGGUGUAUUUUUGCUUUAUUGACAUUUCGUAAUAAAACAGGAUUAAACAAAGUGUUGAAAGAGACUGACUUCCUUCUCUUUUGUUUUGGAUGAACUCACGCAUCAGAAUACCAGCGGCAAUGAGGAAUAAAUAAACCUCCACAGGUGAGUGAGGUGAACAUGCACCUUUUUUUUUGAAAGAAUACCUUUGAAUUGCACAACAAUGAAGCGCAUUUAUGCACUGAAACAGAGAAGCAACAGUGAUUGGUCGCAGCUGAGAGGGAAACUAAAUUGGCAUCAAGUCCCUCGCUCACACUUGAGUCUCGGCUAAAAGUUUGGGACCAGGUUGGUGGAAGUCUGAUAGACUUGAAAGGUGACAGCUGAGGAAGGUGUUAAAAGGCACCACUUUUCACUCGAGCCAUCAAAACAGACCAAAAAAGACCUUGCAUAAAAUAAGCAAACGUGGACACUAAUGUUCACGUAAUAGGCAACAAAAGAAGGCAACAGAGACAAAUAUUAUCAAGUCAACAUGGGUCACAUUGAAGCCAAAGCAGCAUGUUGCAAAAAUAUGGCUCUGAAGUGGAAAAUAAAGACGAGUGGAUGCGGAUGUAACAAAACCUGAAUCUGAAAAGAGACACUGCAAUCUAACUCUUAACCUUGCACAACUACUG
Molecule: messenger RNA, 4200 nt
Organism: Synchiropus splendidus (mandarinfish)
Lineage: Eukaryota; Metazoa; Chordata; Actinopteri; Syngnathiformes; Callionymidae
Gene: srfb
Product: serum response factor b
Exons: 8
Coding region: 360-2087 (575 amino acids)
Biological process (GO): positive regulation of transcription by RNA polymerase II
Molecular function (GO): DNA-binding transcription factor activity, RNA polymerase II-specific; protein dimerization activity; serum response element binding
Source: RefSeq, a predicted model, not a curated record